This is a messenger RNA of Pecten maximus, 1515 nucleotides long. RefSeq lists its product as uncharacterized. The record is from RefSeq and is a predicted model, not a curated record. Lineage: Eukaryota; Metazoa; Mollusca; Bivalvia; Pectinida; Pectinidae. Gene Ontology annotation, biological process: DNA integration. Gene Ontology annotation, molecular function: nucleic acid binding. The transcript is spliced from 3 exons. The coding region runs from base 1 to 1515 and encodes 504 amino acids.
AUGAGACUUUGUGUAGACAUGAGGCAAGCAAACACCGCUAUCAUUCGCGAAAGACAUCCAAUCCCUACAGUUGAUGAAGUCAUCCACGACCUUAAUCAGAGCACUGUUUUCAACAAACUAGACUUGAAAUGGGCUUUCCACCAGAUAGAACUAAGUGAGGCUUCAAGACCAAUCACCACAUUCGUGACGCACAAAGGGUUGUAUCGUUACAAGCGCCUGAUGUUCGGGAUAAGCUGCACACCGGAAAUGUACCAGCGGAUCAAACAAGCGUUGCACGGCUGUACAGGGGUAAGAAACAUAUUUGAUGACAUAAUCGUCCACGGCAAAACAAAGCAGGAACUUGAUGAAAAUCUAGAAGGACUGUUUGUCAGAUUGCGUGAAAAAGGAUUGACCUUGAAUGACGACAACUGCAAACUAAACUUACAAGAGCUGGAGUUUAUGGGCCAUAUAUUGUCAUCAAAGGGUAUAAGUCCCGAAGAUAGAGAUGCUAGUCCAGUUGACACAGUAUUGACACAAGUACAAAAUGGCGAGAAUCGCAUCAUCUGUUAUGCCAGUCGUAGCUUAACUGACGUGGAGCGGAGAUACACUCAAACAGAAAAAGAGGCAUUAGGGAUUGUUUGGGCUUGUGAAAGAUUCAGAAACAUUGCUGACUCAUUGUCAAGAUUGACAAAGAUAGGUGGUAAUCUGGAAAGCGAUACUGCAUCCGACAGUGGAAGCUACAUAAGACUAGUAGCACAGCAUUCAUGUACUAAUGCAUUGUCAACCCGAGAAAUAGAACGCGAGUCAGCUAAAGACCCUGAACUCACUAGAGUUCGUGAACAUUUGAGGAAUAAUAACUGGAAAAAGAACGAGAAAAAAGCAUAUCAACUUAUUAAAGAUGAACUAUGCGUAGUUGGGAAACUUAUUCUGAGGGGCACCAGAAUAGUUUUUCCGGAGUCAUUGAGAGAACAAGUGUUGAAACUGGCCCAUGAAGGACAUCCUGGGAUUGUUGCCGCAAAGCGAAGAGUUCGCACAAAAGUAUGGUGGCCAGGAAUUGACAGAGAUGUUGAGAGAUACUGCAGAACUUGUCGGUCAUGUCAGAUAGUUGGAUUGCCUCCACCGCCUGAACCAGUACAGAGCACUGACUUACCAAGUGGACCAUGGCAGCAAAUUGCAGUUGAUCUGAUGGGACCAUUGCCAUCAGGGGAUUUUCUGUUUGUAGUAGUCGAUUACCACUCUAGAUAUUUUGAGGUUGAAGUGAUAAAGAGUACGACAACUGACAACAUCAUCAAAAGACUAAAGAAAAUAUUUCUCACGCAUGGGUUGCCAGUUCAAAUUUCAACGGACAAUGGACCACAAUUUGGCGACCAGUUCACAAUAUAUCUUGCAGGUGAGAACAUCAGUCAUCGGAAGACAACACCGCUGUGGCCUCAAGCUAACGGUGAGGUGGAAAGACAAAACCACUCCCUUAUGAAAAGGCUUAAAAUAGCACAAGUGGAAAAGAGAGACUGGAGAGAGGACUGUCUGAUUAUCUGA